AUGAUCGAGCUGAUGAAUACAUCUACAGUGGCUGAAUUUAUCCUCCUGGGGAUUCCUUUUCUACGUGAACUACAUAGAGUCUUCUUUGUGCUGGGUUUAUUCAUGUAUAUUGCAAGCAUCUUAGGGAAUGGGUUCAUUCUCAUCAUUGUAGCAACUGAGUCAAGACUUCAAACACCGAUGUACAUCUUCCUGAGUAACCUGGCCUUUCUGGAGAUCUGCUACACCACUACUGUUGUACCAAAGAUGCUACAGACCCUUGUCCAAACACGGACCACAAUUUGUUUCACCUGCUGCAUGACCCAAGGAUUCUUCCACUUCAUAUUUGGCAGCGCAGAGCUUUUCAUCCUCACAGCAAUGGCCUUUGACCGCUAUUUGGCCAUAUGCAAGCCGCUUCAGUACUCAUUGAUUAUGACAAAGCAUGUUUGCAUCCAGAUGUCUUUGGCCACCUGGUAUGUAGCAUUCAUAUUUAUGUUUGUUCCAUCAGUCUUUGUGUGGAGGUUGCCUUUUUGUGGCCCCAACAUUGUGGACCAUUUCUACUGCGACAUUGGUCCCAUCUUAACACUCGCCUGUACAGAUACUCACCUCCUUGAAUCUCUGGGUCUGUUGACCUCUGUCCUGAUUGUCAUCAUGACUUUGAUCCUCAUCAUUGUGUCUUACAUUUUCAUUAUUUCCACCGUUCUUCACAUUCCUUCAGCUGUGGGACAGAAAAAGGCAUUCUCCACCUGCACCUCCCACCUGAUUGUGGUGUCCAUAUUGUAUGGAGCCCUUAUGGUAAUGUACGUGAGGCCCAACGUCCAUUCCUCAUCUCAUCUAGUCAGGUUAGUUGCAAUCCUGAAUACAAUUCUCACCCCAAUGCUGAACCCGUUCAUAUACACAAUCAGAAACAAAGAGGUCAAAGACACUGUCAAGAGUGCAAUAACAUGUGCUAAUCAAUUGCACAGAAAAUUAUUAUUCAGGCUUUUAAGUGAUGAGUGUCCUUGCCAGCUCUAUGGGUCGUGA
Messenger RNA from Varanus komodoensis (Komodo dragon), 999 nucleotides. RefSeq names its product olfactory receptor 6X1-like. Bases 1 to 999 code for a protein of 332 amino acids. The transcript is spliced from 3 exons. Gene Ontology annotation, biological process: G protein-coupled receptor signaling pathway. Gene Ontology annotation, molecular function: G protein-coupled receptor activity; olfactory receptor activity. NCBI's taxonomy places the organism in Eukaryota, Metazoa, Chordata, Lepidosauria, Squamata, Varanidae. Gene Ontology annotation, cellular component: membrane. The record is from RefSeq and is a predicted model, not a curated record.